AUUUUAUUUCCUGUUUAGAAAGUUUUGAAACUUUUCAUGAUAGAGUUGAUUUUGUGACAAUCUGAGGUUUCUAGAGUCCAUAUACAAUACAUAGAUUAUUUAUUAAAAUGGGACAGAUAGAAUGGGCCAUGUGGGCCAAUGAACAGGCCAUUGCAAGUAGCUUUAUUGUGUUCGUUGGAGGAAUAACAGCUAUUGCAGGACAAUUCAGUAACUGGGGAUUCGGUGUGUACGCUGUUUUGGCUGGUCUUCUGAUACUGCUAUUGGAGUACCCUAGAGGCAAAAGAGUCAAAGGAAACACAAUGGAACGAAAAUAUCAGAUCUAUCUGACCAAACUGGUAGACAAACUUGGACCUGUUAGUAGCAACUACUUUGUAAGAUUCGUGAUACACCUACUACUGUGUGUACCAUGCUGCUUUAUAUUGCCCACUGUUCUCGGAGGAAUGUGUCUCAUCAUUACCAGCGCCAUCUAUUUUGUUGCUGCUUUAAAAGGUGAACAAUGGAAGCCUGUUGGCUUAAAAAGCAAUAAGGAAGUUGCGGUUCCAACAGUAGCCACGUCACAGCCUCCCUCUCAGCCACCUCCUAGAGCGCCCCCUGGUGCUGAACCUACCACUGUCUCGGGUCGACCUCCACUGCCAGCGACACCAAGCAACCAGAUCUAGUCACUUAAAUGAUAUCAUUUUGUCAUAACAAAACUACAAUCUCAUCUUACUAUGCCUCAAAGAACAGUUUACUCCUUGACUUCUCAUUGCAUAUCAUGUUAACAAAAGCCUAUUUAUGUGUGGAUUUGGACUUUUUAUGAGAUCAUCAGAAGAGGUAACAUGCUGUU
Owenia fusiformis is the source of this 826-nucleotide messenger RNA. The record is from the annotation of a GenBank genome assembly. Lineage: Eukaryota; Metazoa; Annelida; Polychaeta; Sabellida; Oweniidae.